This is a messenger RNA of Cicer arietinum (chickpea), 2300 nucleotides long. RefSeq lists its product as uncharacterized. NCBI's taxonomy places the organism in Eukaryota, Viridiplantae, Streptophyta, Magnoliopsida, Fabales, Fabaceae. The record is from RefSeq and is a predicted model, not a curated record.
AUAUAUCUUUUUUUCUCCCUUUCACACUGCAAAAUAAAAACCACAUACUUUGACCUCUCACCUCCUCCCCCCAUGACUACCCCACUCUUGAUAUUUUCCAGAUGAUGAAACAACAAAAAAGCUAAACAACAAUCCCUUUCUUCUUCUCCUCACACACUCUCUCUCUUCCUAUUUCACUUGACAAACCCUAAUAUAAUCUCUCUCUCUCUUUCACUCCAAACAGAGUAAGUUUGUGUUUACACAAAACCUCCUCUUGUUUGUGAAUUUACGUAUAUAAAUAUAUUUCUCUUUCGGUUCUUCGAAAGACAAAAUAAGUAAAAGUGAGGCAAAGCAAAAGCACACUAGUGUACGAAUUGUUCAGAUCCAAUAUUUUUCUGAAGAAAGAAAACUAUCUUUUUCUUUCCAUCCAUAAUUUUAACCACACUCCAUAAACACCCCUUUCUCAUGUUUUUUUCUUUUGUCCCAUACCCAUUCUCUGAACCAUGAGGUAUGUGCAAUAAUCAAAACAUAACCAAAAAAGCUAAAUCAAUUUUCUCUCUUCACUCACGUCUUUCCAUUUUCUACUCUCAAUGGAUUCUGGUAAUAGUGGUAGUAUGCAAUCAUCAAGUUGUGGUGAUGAAAUCAAUAAUAAUAAUAAUAACAACAAUGAAGAGUAUGAUUCACGCGCCGAAUCAAAUUUCUCUUCGUUUUUAAACAAUCCAUUACCAACACAACCAUACACAAACCCACGCGCCUCUUCUUCUUCUUCUUCUCUACCACAACAAAUGUUCGAUCCAUUAUCAAAUUAUUACAUGGAUUCAUUACAAAAAUCACCACCACCAAACCAAAACUCAUUUCUAAACCUUGAUAUGGUUUGGUCCAAAGCUACAACUAGAUCUGAACCAAACAACGCCGAUCUUAUAAGCUCUUCUCAACAGAACCAAGCUUUUCUUUUAAGUCAAUUAACUGGUCAAACAAGAAUCGACGUUGCUGCUUCUCUUCCAACCACACACCAAUCUCUACGUGGAGGAUCACUCACCAAUGAUCAACAAACUCUUAACAACAACAAUAACAACAACAACAGCAACAACAACGUGGUUCGAAAUCCUAAGAAAAGAUCAAGAGCUUCAAGGCGUGCACCAACAACGGUUCUCACAACAGAUACAACAAAUUUCAGAGCUAUGGUUCAAGAAUUCACUGGUAUUCCGGCCCCACCAUUUUCUUCACCUUUUCCAAGAACAAGGUUGGAUCUUUUUGGUUCUUCAAGAUCUGUUUCAAUGGAAUCUCAUCAACAACAACCACCGCCUUAUCUUCUUCGUCCUUUUGCGCAGAAAAUUCAACCACUUCAUCAUUCAUUUUCUUCUUUUCAACCUUCUUCAUCCAUGGUGGAAAAUAGUACUUGUACUAAUUCACCAUCCAUUAAUUAUCAUUUGUUACAGCAACAGCAAAAUCCUCUGAACAUGCAUAACCAAAUUCUCGGUUUUCAAUCCAAUAAUAUUAAUUCUCAAACACACCCAAAAUAUCAACUUGGGUCGCUUUCCAAUAAAACAACUUUGGAAAUCACGCCCAAUGUUGAUUCACAUAUGAAAAUGAGUGUUUUUGAAGAAUUGGGAUUGAGUCACACUCAUGCGCAUGUUAGCAACAACAACAACAUUGGUGUUGUUCAUCAACAGAACAUGAUUCCAGCAUCAUCAUCGGAUGGAGUAAACAACAACAUGCGUAAUAUUCCUAAUUCAGAGGACCGUGGAGGAAUUAAUUACAGAAAUGACAUUGAAGAACGAGAAUCAAAUGGCAAAGGAUCGGAAUGUGUUGGUGUGGCUACAAGAGGUGAAGGUACGGUCGAAUCAUGGAUUAAUUGUUCUUCUCAUUAAUUAAAUUAAUUAAUUAAUGGGAAAAUAAUUAAAAACAAGGUAGCUUCGUAGAAUUCGUACAUAUAAUUUCAUACUACAGUUUAAAGCAACUCAUGAUGCUGCUGGUGUAGUACAAUUCUAAUACAUGAAACUCGGAAUCUUGGUAUCUUAUUCAUAAAACAUGACCAUCAAAUUAAUUCAACACUUAAUUUUUUUCUUUGAGCAUUUAGAAUUAUGCGUAAAUAAUAUUAGUAGCUAGCUUGUUUCAUUUUCCCUUUCUCUACUCUUAUUUUUUCCUUCAAUAUUUGAUUUUCGCUUUUAAUUAUCAUAUAUAUAGCAAUAUACAAAAGAAUCUUGGAGUUUCAAUGUUUAUUACAUUAUUUGUAACUUUGAUAUACUAGAGCUUUAUAUCAAUGGCACCGAUUUGUUUCAUCAUGAUUCUUUAUACGAAGAAUUUGGAAUUUGACUAUA